Brachypodium distachyon (stiff brome) is the source of this 2440-nucleotide messenger RNA. RefSeq names its product COBRA-like protein 7. Gene Ontology annotation, cellular component: membrane. The transcript has a single exon. The coding region runs from base 199 to 2253 and encodes 684 amino acids. Gene Ontology annotation, biological process: cellulose microfibril organization. Lineage: Eukaryota; Viridiplantae; Streptophyta; Magnoliopsida; Poales; Poaceae. The record is from RefSeq and is a predicted model, not a curated record.
UCUUCCAACAAUUAAUCAGUCAACACCUUCUUUGACUUAAUCCCUUCGUCCUCCUCUGUUUGGAUUUGCCCAACAAUUCUUUCUUGCUUUUUGUCGACGGAGACUCCUUCUUCCCUCUAUGGAGCUUAACUGCACUUGUUUGUUCCCAAUUCAGCAGCAGCAGCAGCAGCAGAGCAAAGCUUGGUGAUCUAGGCUGCCAUGGCGUCCACCAUUGUUUCUUCCCUCGCCGUCUUCUUCUUCCUGCUGCUUCUGCUCGCGCUUGCGGUAGCGCAGCCGGCGGUGACGCCACCUCCGCUGCCUGACGACACGGCGGGCUGCAAUGGCGUCCUGCUCACCUACACCCUCCAAGGCCGCGACAGGAUCCGGCCGUUCGUCUCCCCGGCGGACGCCCAGUCCCAGCCCUACUCCUUCCGCGCCACCGCCACCGUCCUCAACUCCGGCGUCCGCCCGCUGGCCGCCGGCAGCUGGUCGCUCCUCCUCGCCUUCGCGCACCGCGAGGUCCUCGUCUCCGUCUCCGGCGCCGUCCUCACCUCUGGCGCCGACCUGCCCUUCAACACCACCACUGCAGAAGCCGGCGCGCUGACAUCCUUCUCCGAGUCCCCGCAGCGGGACCUCCUCACGCCCAUCGCCACGGCCGGCGACCUGGCCAGGAUCCAAGCUACAGUGACCCUCGUCGGCACGCACUUCGCCGGGCCCGAGCCAUUAACGCCGCCGCCGCUCCCGUCCAACAUCUCCCUCCUCGCCGGCGGCGGCUACACCUGCUCCCCACCUGCCGUCAACAACGCCUCCCUCUCCACCUGCUGCGUUCCCGGCAACGAUCCCAUGGCGGCGCCGCCAUUAGCGCCGCCCACCUCGACCCUCUCGCGCGGCGUGUCCGGCGACCUGGUGAUCACCUACGACGUGCUUCAGGCGCACGAGAGCACCUACCUGGCGCUCGUCACGCUCGACAACGACGCGCCCAUGGGGCGGCUGGACGGCUGGCGGCUGUCGUGGGAGUGGGCGCGCGGCGAGUUCGUGGGCGCCAUGCGAGGCGCCCACCCGCUCGAGCUCGACGCCGGCGCCUGCGUCUACGGCGCGCAGGGGGAGCACUAUAAAGACCUCGACUUCUUCUCCGGCGCCGUGCUCACCUGCGCCCGCCGCCCCGUCAUCCUCGACCUCCCGCCCACGCGCCGCGACGACGCCGCCAUGGGCAACAUCGAGCACUGCUGCCGCAACGGCACGCUGCUGCCCAAGUCCAUGGACGACGCGCCGGGGUCUUCGUCUUCUUCCUCGAGGUCGGCGUUCCAGAUGGAGGUCUACAAGAUGCCGCCGGACCUGAACAGGACGAGCCGCCCGCACCCGCCGGCAAGCUUCAGAAUCUCCGGCUCUUCGCCAUUAAACCCGGACUACACCUGCGGGCAGCCGGUGACGGUGCGCCCGUCAGAGUUCCCUGACCCUUCAGGGCUCGAGUCCACCACGCGCGCCAUCGCCACGUGGCAGGCCAGCUGCAACAUCACCGUCGACAAUGGCUCCGGCGGCAAGCCGCCGCAAUGCUGCGUGUCCUUCUCCGCCUUCUACAACGACUCCGUGAUCCCCUGCAACACGUGCGCCUGCGGCUGCCCGGCGCCGGCGUCCUCCGCCUCCUGCAGCAGGACGGCGCCGGCGACGCUGCUGCCGCCGCACGCGCUGCUGAUGCCGGCCGACAGGCGGGCCAAGGAAGCCCUCAAGUGGGCUAACGACGAGGACCUGCCAUUGCCGGCAAACCCGCCGCCGUGCGGCGACAUGUGCGGCGUGAGCGUGAACUGGCACGUGGCGACGGACGCCGAAGGCGGGUGGAGCGCCAGGGUGACGCUCUUCAACUGGGGCCCCGGCGCCGACAUGCCGGACUGGUUCGCCGCCGUGGUCAUGGACGAUAAAGUUUACGCGGGCUUCGAGCAGGCGUAUUCCUUCAACGGCACGGCGGUCGGGAACGGCACUGUCUUCUUGCGCGGCAGGGAAGGCUUCAACGAGUUGCUGCUCAGGGAGAGCAAUAUGAGCGGCGUCGACUACCCCGUGCCCGGGAAGCUGCAGUCCGUGCUGUCCUUCACCAAGAAGAUCGACGGCGGCGGCGAUAUCGACGUGGUUGCGGGAGAUGGCUUCCCGUCCAAGGUCUUCUUCAAUGGCGAGGAGUGCGCCAUGCCGCAGAGGAUUCCGAGCAAGGGAGUUGGUGUUCGAGCCGGCAUCAGUGGCAAUGCUCUUCUGCUCUUGCUGCUCUGUUUGGUUUUGUCAAUCUAGAUGCUGAAAAAAAAAAUAGAAAACAGGUAAACCAUAUGUACGUCUCAAGAAAACAACUAGAAAACAGGUAAACCAAAUGUACGUCUUCGUGUGAUGUUUUUUUCAUCUUUUUGUGAGGGAAUUCUCGCUUGAACAUUUUUGAUGAAUUCUUCUUUGCUUUUUUUUUUAAAAUAAAUUCUUAUUUGCU